AGGGAGCCCGUGACGCCUGCCAGGGUGGCGGGGCUCCCUAGGAGAGCGACUUUCAUGCUGAGCCUCCUAGGAGCUGUCCGUGGUGCUGAACGCCGCCGCCGAAACCCUCUCGAGGGCCACCGGGCAUCCCAGCUACUAACACCCUCCUUCACUUGUUCUUCUUGACUAACUAGUGCUCUCCUUGCCCUGUGGGCUUUCCUGGGAGUAAGUCCCACUGAACUUGGUGGGACUUGCCUGUGAAAACACCUUGCACUGCCUUGCUAAAUAGGCAUGUGAUGUGGGCCUUCUGGCGACUUCCUUUUGAUGUUCCCGGAAUGUCUUUCUACCUUGCAAGAAUUUGUUUUCGAUUGCAAGUUGCUUCAGGGGGCGGGGGCAUUAGGAUUGGAGUUAGGCUUUUCUUUUUCGUUUCUUUGGAAUGCAUCGAGAAGUAGAAUGGAAAGGAAGUUGGAAACAGAAACUAUCCAUCUUGUACUGUACAAAGCAGAUCUGGACAAACCAUUGGCUAUAUUCACAAUAUCAAGGAUAAGCAGUAGUAUUUUUCGAUAGUGAGGGAAAGCUCUGAUCUGAAACACUGAAAAGUGAAAACAUUGAAUGUAACAGGGAACUGUCAUUACUUAAUGCUAUAGAUUGUCUAUCAUUGAAAAGAUAUGUUAUAUAACUUGCAUGAGCAAAAUUUUGGCUUAAAACAUCUCACUUAUUUAAAGAAAAUCACAGGAUUCUCUCUCGCAUUCUCUCUCUCUCUCUCUCUCUCUCUCUCUCUCUCUCUCUCUCUCAGUGUUCCGAAAUUUCCAAUUCUUUUGCUAAGAAACUUGGGCAAGGAAAGUUGAGGGGAGGUCCAGUAGUGACUCAAAAUGUGUUUGCCUGUUAGGUUUCCCUACCUUUCACAUUUCUGCUAGGGCAUUUUUGGUAGAUGUUUUGUGAGGGAGACAUUUUUGCAUUAGAAGGGGAGGCAAAAAGAAGCUUAAUGUUUGAUACUGGAGCUACUAAUGGCCUGGAACUUUGGUUGUCCGUAGCCGUCACAAUCUGUCUUUUCUAAGGCCACUAUCCCACAUGCACUUAACCUGAGCAGAUCUAGAGGAGUUUGGUCUACCUAACCUGCCCACCUUUCUCUCCUGUGUUUCUUUCCCCCACUAACCUAGCGGGGAAGAGAAAAGGGAGGGAAAGGAUAGAAAGAGGGGUAGAAACAGGAAAGGAUAGAAAGAGGGGUAGGAAUAAAAGGGAGAAAAUAAAACAGAAUGAAAAAAGAGAAGGUGGUUGAGGGACAGGCAAAGGGAGAAAAGAGGUGGGAAAGGAGGGAAAGGAAAAUCAAAUAAAUGUGCAGAAACCAGAGAAGAAAAGAGACAAGGGAAGAAGCUGCCAAAGUAGAAAGAAAAGGAAACCCUGUGGAAAUAUUCUGGUGGCAGGGUGAUAUGGAGACUUAGAGCGCAUACUUACAGUGAUGAGUUCAGGAGGCAGAAAGAGGUGGAAUGAAAGGGCAAUUGAUGUAAUGGUUCAGCUAAUGCCUGUACACCUUUAUAAGGCUCUCUUCUUAUGCCACGUCUCUCUAUUCCCUUUAGCUAAUCCAUGCUGCUCUUACCCCUGCCAAAACAGAGGAGUGUGUGUAUCUGUUGGUUUUGAUGGCUACGAAUGUGACUGUUCGCGGACUGGAUUUUCUGGACAAAACUGCACGACACCUGAUUUUUUUACCUGGCUGAGACUGAAACUGAAGCCUGUCCCAGACACCGUUCACUACAUACUCACCCACUACAAAAUAAUUUGGAGCAUCAUCAAUAGCAUUCCAUAUCUGCGAAAUUCCAUUAUGACAUACGUACUAAUGUCAAGAUCCCACUUAAUUGAGAGUCCACCAACAUACAAUAGCGAUUAUGCUUAUAAAAGCUGGGAAGCCUACUCCAACCUUUCCUACUACACUAGAGCUCUUCCACCCGUGGAACACGACUGCCCCACCCCUAUGGGUGUGAAAGGCAAAAAGGAGCUCCCCAGCUCCAGGACCAUUGCGGAGAAAUUCCUCCUUCGAAGAAGGUUCAUUCCUGAUCCACAAGACACAAAUAUCAUGUUUGCCUUCUUUGCCCAGCAUUUCACCCACCAGUUCUUCAAGACGGACAGCAAGAAAGGGCCAGCCUUCACCAAAGGUCUUGGACAUGGGGUUGAUCUAAGUCAUAUCUAUGGGGAGACCUUGGAAAGGCAGCUGAAACUGAGACUACUUAAGGAUGGAAAGCUAAAAUUUCAGAUGAUUGAUGGAGAGAUGUAUCCACCCACAGUGAAAGAAACUCAAGCAGAGAUGAUUUAUCCACCCCAUGUCCCUGAGCACCUGAAAUUUUCCGUAGGGCAGGAGGUCUUUGGCUUGGUUCCAGGACUGAUGAUGUACGCAACACUUUGGCUGCGGGAGCACAACCGCGUCUGUGAUGUUCUUAAGGGGGAGCAUCCAGAAUGGGAUGACGAGCGACUCUUCCAAACCACCAGGCUGAUCUUGAUAGGAGAAACUAUCAAGAUUGUGAUUGAAGACUAUGUGCAGCAUUUAAGUGGUUACCACUUCAAGCUGAAGUUUGAUCCAGAGCUGCUCUUCAACCAAAGAUUCCAGUAUCAGAACAGAAUAGCAGCGGAAUUCAACACGCUUUACCACUGGCAUCCUCUUCUGCCCGAUACCUUUCAAAUUGAGGACCAGGAUUACACUUACCAGCAAUUUAUAUACAACAACACCAUCAUGCUUAAACAUGGUCUCUCCCAUAUGGUGCAGUCUUUCUCCAGCCAAAAGGCCGGAAGGAUCUCUGGGGGUAGAAACAUUCCAGCUGCGGUGCUGAAAGUAGCGAUAGCCUCUAUCGAACAAAGCCGGCAGAUGAGAUACCAAUCCUUGAAUCAAUACCGGAAGCACUUUCUCUUGAAGCCCUAUCGGUCCUUUGAAGAACUUACAGGAGAAAAAGAGAUGUCUGCAGAACUUGAGGAGCUCUAUGGAGACAUUGACGCAAUGGAGCUGUACCCAGGCCUCCUUGUGGAAAAGCCACGUCCCGGAGCCAUCUUUGGUGAGACGAUAAUAGAACUUGGGGCACCAUUCUCCUUGAAAGGUCUCAUGGGAAAUGUGAUCUGCUCCCCCGAGUAUUGGAAGCCCAGCACUUUUGGAGGCAAAGUGGGGUUCGACAUCGUGAACACUGCCUCCUUCCAGAAGCUCAUCUGCAACAACGUGAAGGGCUGUCCCACUACAGCUUUCCAUGUCCUGAACUCCGGAACGUCCGUGACAAACAACGUCAGCACCCCCAGCACGUCAAUAGAUGAAAUCAGCCAAGCAGUACUACUGAAAGAACGUUCUGCUGAACUCUAGAGAACUGCUGUUCACCUCUAUUUAUUUUAUUUAUCUAUUGAAUAUUAAUAUUUAUACUACAACCGGAACGGCAUGGGUUUUCCUGUGCCUUGGCAUUUAACUCAGGAUGGAACUUAAGAGAGUUUUGCGUGGCAUCGCUGGACAGGAUGCCCAGCCUUUAAUAACGUCUUCUGUACCAGAAAGAUGUUUUCCAAAAUGGAUCAAAGGCAUUCAGUUUGCUACGUAAACUUGAACGCAAAUGCUGUUUCUUUACCUUUUUGAGAAACUUGACACUGUAAUAUGGAACCAGGUUAAGUGCCGCCAACCCAGAACUUGUCAUUGUUGUAGGUGUCCUUUUGGAGACAAAUGUAUUGUGAGAAAUCAGUCUUCACAGUCUGUCCCUUUACUGAAAUCAUUUCAGUGAUAUCCUACCAAAUGAAAGGGGCAAAAAAGGAUAGCUAUGAGAUACCUAAAGUUAUACCUUUUAGCCCCGUUGACAUGGAUCUCAAUGCAAAAAUUACUUAAAUUUGGCUCAGUGUUGCCCUUUUUCCAACUUCCUUAAGUCAAAGUUCACUACUUCCACAAGGCACGGCAUGGGGGAAGCGUCAUUUUCGGAUGUGUAAAGUUGCUUACAUGCUUCCUUUAUUUAACAAAGUGUCCACCUGGUUACAAAAAUAUUGCCCCAUGGCUUUAUAAGACUCUAUUGCCCAGGCGGUACCUAAUGAAAUGCAUCAGGGCAAAUUCCAUGUGCUUUUCAGUGUCAAGAUUCCUAGUACCUUUAUUCAAGGUCCAGGCAGACCAGCAAAUAAGAGGUGACUGGAAGAUAAACGUUUACAAUUGUUCAAUGCUGCAAGAGUUCUUCUUAGGGAACAUAAACGCAUGUUUGAAAACUAGAAGCUUGGAGAAAAGUAAAGAUUGGCGAGCGUUCCAGUAAUGGAACCCUUCAUCUUUCGAUGCUUGCAGCUUCCUUCCUUUGUAGCCAGCACAAUCCCUACAACCUCCCUGCCUGGACAGAGUGCUUGCUCCAAGAUCCUUUGACCUCAGAGCUGGAGGUCCAAAGAGGGAGACCUUACCCUCCCCUCCUUAUGGCCAAUGUGAAAAGAAACGUGCCAGAUGCCUCUCCGAGGCUGGAGAGAAGGAAAGGGGACAUGCCGGUGGGAGGGAAGCAAGCUGGCUGGGGCCAACAACUUCUGCCUUAUCCAAACAGUGCCCCAGCCCACUUCCUCCUUCUUCUGCAGCAUUUCAUCUGGAGGGUGAAAAGGGCCAUCAAGAUGAAGUGCAGCAGGCAAGGCAGAGAGGACUGUUGGCACACCUGCUUCCAUACCUUGGAUACGCUUUAGCCUCUGACUUCAGAGGCAUCUGUGCAUCAAAGAUGGAUUUAGAGUGUUUGAUGGUGCCCUAAGUCUAUUUCAUGAUGAUAUCUAAAAUGUGUCCAUUUGAAUGGUGGAGAGGCUACAGAAACAUCAUAGAAUAACACUGAAAUCCAUUCAUGGGCUAUAAGUGAGUUCUAAAUGCAAUCUAGGUUGUCACUGUUUUUGACAUUCAAUGUGACUUGAAAUCUAGAUCUCUUAAUAGCACUUUAUAUAAGCAAAAGCAAUUUCAAUUUUAGGACCUGAAACACUACAUUUUUUAAUAUUAUUAUUAUUAUUAUUAUUAUUAUUAUUAUAAGGUUUUUGUUACUACUGUUAGAUGGGCUUAGGGUAGAUCUUAGUUUCUCUACUGGUUGAUUACUUGAAAAAAUGCAAUGUUUUUCCUGUACUAUGUAUGUUAAAUAUUUAAUAUAGCUCAAGAAACUUAUGAAGACUGCUGUGAUACUGAAACUGGUAUGCCGUUCACUCUCAGCUUUAGAUCUAGUGCUUUUUCUUUGUUGGGUGGUGCAAAGAUUCCUUGUGGGCCAAAAAUGAAAGAAAAAAAUUUUGAUGGCUGGAAAAGCGUUAAGUUGGGAGAGGAAGACAAAGGGCGGUAGCCAUUCCAGCACCCUUUUGACUUCAUCUGACUUCCUGUUGCUGCUUUGAGGUCAUACCCAUGGAGGUUGCCCCUAAAACAUCUGGGUUCUGCCCAAAGAUUUAAGAUAGAAUUGUCAUCCAUCUUGUAUUAGGAGCACAGCCUUAUUCCUGUUGGUUACACUCUGGUGGCAAACCCACCAGCAAUGUCCUGUCAUUACCACUUUCAUUUCCUCUUUCCUUCAGCACCAGAUCACUUAUGCUUACUAUUUCAGGAAUAAUCUUAUGCUCGGAGGACAUUCUGUGUAAAUCCCACCCACCAGCUAAAUUUGGAGGACUUUUUUUGUUGUCAAAACACACUUAGGAUUGCAUCUUAACUCCUAACAUAUUCGACUCAGUCCUGUUUCCUCCUCUUAUUUGUGCUCUGUGCAGUUAGAUUAUGAGUCUGUGGGCAGAUUGUCUAUUUUUGAAACAAGAGCAACAGUUGAAUACACUACUUGGAACUGCAGUUGUGUGCUUAAUAAUGAUCUACUGUUCUAGGGGGCAGUUUCUGGAACCGUGCUUUCCUGUUCCAUUUUUCAGUAGAAACUUCUCUCAGCUUGCUGCUCUUGGUUUGGUCCACAGAUGCACAAGCUGGAAGUCACGUUGUUUUGUGACAAAUAUACAGAGAUAGGCAGUUUUUUUCAAUUUCCUGCUACUGCCAAUUGAACUGAAGCAUUUGUUUAUUUUGGAGCUUUUUCAUCUUCUUCCCUCAUCUCAUCAGCCAGAAAGACUUCCAGAAUCAUGGAUAAAGACUGCCUCUUCGCAGGGUUGACAUCUGGAAGAAAUGAUGCAAAAGAGAAAAGGGCUGUGGAGAAACAGGCUCUCACUUUGUAGAAUGAUGCAUUUUUUAGAAUGAGACACUUGUGCUUUAUUUAUAUCAGUAAAUUAAAUUCUAUUUUUACAUUCUGUUAUGUACACAGUACUGUGAUGAUUGGUAAUAAAUUAUUUUAAGAUAA
This is a messenger RNA of Varanus komodoensis (Komodo dragon), 6233 nucleotides long. RefSeq names its product prostaglandin-endoperoxide synthase 2 (gene PTGS2). The record is from RefSeq and is a predicted model, not a curated record. Gene Ontology annotation, molecular function: heme binding; prostaglandin-endoperoxide synthase activity; peroxidase activity. Lineage: Eukaryota; Metazoa; Chordata; Lepidosauria; Squamata; Varanidae. Gene Ontology annotation, biological process: cyclooxygenase pathway; response to oxidative stress. The transcript has 9 exons. Bases 1439 to 3313 code for a protein of 624 amino acids. Gene Ontology annotation, cellular component: neuron projection; cytoplasm.